Stomoxys calcitrans (stable fly) is the source of this 1749-nucleotide messenger RNA. RefSeq lists its product as uncharacterized. Lineage: Eukaryota; Metazoa; Arthropoda; Insecta; Diptera; Muscidae. The record is from RefSeq and is a predicted model, not a curated record. The transcript has 4 exons. Bases 125 to 1522 code for a protein of 465 amino acids. Gene Ontology annotation, cellular component: nucleus.
CUAAAGUCGACUUUGGGAUCCCUAUCGUGUUUCAUAGUCGCUGCUGCAGUACUAAAUGGGCAAAUGGUCUGUAAUCAAAACAAUAAAGUUAAAACAUUAAAACAUUGAUUGAAAUCAAUCUGAUAUGGAAAAUUAUAACAACAAAAUGUUCAAGAGAUGUGUAAAGAAAACUUCCAGUGAGCAAUUUGAUUUGCUGAAGUUAGAGAUGUCCAAACAUCCCGCUGCUGCCAUAGGUGGUUAUGGAUCAGGGACAGAGCGCAGUAAAGUUGAUGCUGAGUGGAGGGAAAUUGUGGAAAAGCUAAAUGCAAUUGGACCGCCACAUCGAACUAUGACCGAAUGGAAAAAGGUUUGGUCCGAUGUACGUUUGCGCAUUAAAAAACGCCUUAGCGAAGAGUGUUCUGGCACUAUUAGGAAAAAACGCAAAACCAAAUUAAUAAAAACCAAACAAGAAUCUGAAUCGGAAGAGGAUUAUCUUAUGGAAUCACUAAAUGAUACUAACUCGCUGUAUGCCUCUCAUUCCUAUGACAACAAUGAGGGGCAACAGCAACACAAUGAAAUGGAAGACAUUCAUGAAGCAUACAACCAAACACCCCAAGUAACAUAUUCACAUGAAGACUACAAAGAUACAUCGUCGUUAUCUUUUCUUGAAGAUCAACAUCAAUCAAAUAGCUCGGCUCACGAUGAUGAUCCAGCAAGGCGUAGUGGCAAGAGAACCACUACAAAUGCACAAUUCAAGCUUUUAAGGGCCGAGAUGAUAACACAUCCCGCGGCGGCAAUGGGUUAUGUUGCUGGAACAGAUCGUAGUAAAGUCGAUGCCGAAUGGAAGGAGAUACAGCAAAAACUUAAUGCCAUAGGACCACCAUAUCGAUCCUUGCCAGAGUGGAAAAAAGUAUGGUCUGAUGUACGACUUCGCAUUAAACGACGCCUAAACGAAGGCGGUUAUACGCAAAAAGUUCGCCAUAGAAGAAGUGAAAUUGAAGCUGAAGAGGAUCAUCUGAUGGAAGCACUUACCAAUUCUAUAUAUGCACAGCGUUCAAGUUCCGACAACAGGGACUAUGAUGAACCAGAAAUUGAUCCUAAUGAUCCAGAUAAUGUGAUAAAUACUGCCGAUGAGGAUCACAAUGAUAAUUCAUACGAUGAUUCGGAGAUGCAAAACAAUCCCCUGGAAGAAGAUGAAGUUCAAGAUAGAAAAACAUUUCACCGGCAGCUUGGUAUCUUCGCUCAACAUCCAAAUGAAUCUCAUAAUGAUCGUCACAACAAUGAAAUCAGCAGUGGUAAUCAUAUUGAAAAUACCCUCUAUACUUUACAAUCCCAAAUGGAGCAGCAUAAUAAAUUAUUGCAGCAUUUAUCGAAGAUUUCGACAACAAUGACAAGUCUAAUGGAACGUCAUAUAGCCGUUAUGGAGCGUAGAACCCAACUGAUGGAGAAUCAAAGCAAAGCUAAUGCCUUGAACGAUUAUCUACGUAGGCGGCAAGAGAAUCGCAGAAAGAUACGCGACAAAAGGUCUUUCGAAUGGUUUUGAUCUUAAAACUUAAUAACAUUCAUAAGUAGUGUUUAUUUAUUUUGUUAUUUUAUCUAUUUUUACAUAUUUUUUUUUUACUCUAUUAUGUAUAAAUUUAGUUUUAGGGACUAUAUGAAAAGUGAAUACGAUGAGAGCAUGACAUAAUUAAGGUGUAUAUUUCUCGCAAAAGUAGGAUAUAAUGUAAAGUAUAGGAAUUUAUUAAGAAAAAUAAAAACAUUUUAAACAUU